AGAUCAAAUACCCCACAAAUUACCAACAUCAAACAAAAACAAUUCCAUCAGAAAAGUAAUCAAGGGAAAAAAAAAUCUGAAGAUCCAAAUCCAAUCACCGGAAUAACCCAUUUCUCGGUCGAAAUUCCAUUUUUUCCGGCGAAUUACUUCAAAUUACAGACACCCAUUUGCCAUACUCAGAUCUUCAACCACCUUAAACAGUCAAUAUUGUAGUCAUUCAUUCAACUUUUUAGUCCCUUUCAACUUUGACUUUUAAUUGAAAUGUAUAUUCAGAUGAUAAUUAUUUAUUUGUUUUUUUUUGCACUUUCAUCUUAAUUCUUAAUCCCAGCAUUUAUAUACUGCAAAAGAUGGUGAAUUUCUUGAGAAUCACACCUCAUGUUCUACUGUAUUAUUAUUUGCUAAGACAGAAUCUCAAUUUCCAGUUCACAUAUACUUUUUCUUCAUUUGCGUAUUAAUUAAUACUACAGGAAUAUUUUUUUUGAUUAAUUUUUUUUCUCUCUAUUUUAUUUUAGUUUAAUCCAAUAAAAUUUCUAAAAGGGUACUCUACUUAAAGGAAUUUUGGACCAAAUGUUGAUUCCCAUUUCUGAAAUUUUAUAUAACUUGAAUUUAGUUUUUGUGAAUUUGUAAUUUGAAAUUCAGUUUUGAUUAUUUAAAUUGCAGAAUGAAGGUAGUUUUGGAGAAAAAAGAUGCAGGUGAUUGGUGUUACAGAGGGGAAGGAGCAAUUAAUUUAGUUCUUGCAUACUCUGGAUCAUCUCCUACCUUUAGUGGAAAAAUAAUACGGGUGCCAAAGGUCCCUAGGAAUGGGUCAAUAAAAGAGACUGAACGCUCGGUUUUGUCUGAGCAUGAAUGCAGCUUAUGGAAAGAUGUUGAAGCUAUUGUUACAUCCCCAAACAAAGAGGUCGCUGAGCAGAUGUAUGUGCAAUGUGUGAUGAUCCCACUGUUAGGAUCAGAGUUUGUUGAUCCUGGGGUAAAGAUUCUUGUAUCAAGGGAAUUUCUGGAAUUGGUUGAAAGAAAUGUUCUCUCCCAGCGCCCUGGUUGGAGAGUUAGUGCUGCCAAUGUGGAUUGCGGUGCUGAUUCUGUGCUGCUAAUGUCAGAUCAUUCAGUAUUCCCCCAAGGCACAUCUAAAGGAAAACCAUGCCUGUCCGUGGAAAUUAAGCCCAAGUGGGGAUUUCUUCCAUCUUCGAGCUUUAUAGCUGAUGAAAAUGCCAUCAAGAAGAAUGUAUCUCGUUUUAAAAUGCACCAAGUCCUUAAAUUGCAACAACAAAAGAUACAGCAAUUGAGCGAUUAUGACCCAUUGGAUUUAUUCUCUGGAUCAAGGGAGCGAAUACAUAAAGCAUUUAAGGCUCUCUUUGCAAAUCCACAGAAUAAUCUGCGGGUUUUUCUAAAUAGCUCCCUAAUAUAUGGGGGCAUGGGGGGUGGUGACCAAGGGACAGAUUUUGUUAAGGUUGAGGCAUUUGAAGAUAAUCUUAAAUCUUUCUUGCAUGGAGAAAAUGGUUUGCGUAAAAGGAAUUUUGUGCAUCUUGUAGGAGAGGCAAUACUUAAAUCCGGUGUACUAGACAGGCUACUUGAAGUCCAAAAGCUUGACAAAUUUGAUGUGGAAGGGGCAAUUCAUGCUUAUUAUGAUAUUGUUUCCCAGCCUUGCAAGAUAUGUAAAGAUUCCGGUGAAGACAGGCAAUUAGGAAAGUAUAGCUCUCUGCAUUCAAUCCCUGUAGAUGAAAGUCUGAAGAUUGUAAGGGACUACUUGAUAGCUGCAACAGCCAAGGACUGUAGUUUAAUGAUUAGUUUCCGUCCAAGGGAAGAUGAUGAUCAAGAAUCACACUAUAGGACAAUAUACCUGGAUUCAACAAAGCAAAGGUUUGAUGUCAAGGCAUUUUUUAUCGACCUUGAUAUGAAACCCUUGAAUAAUAUGGAAUACUACUAUGAGUUGGAUCAGAAGAUAGUCAACAGUUACAAGCAGAUGGUCAAAGUAGAGCGUGGUGCUGCAAAUGGGGGAACCAUUGAGGGUUUGGACGUUAAAUUUCAUAACCGAUUGUAGCUUUGCUCGGCUCAUGAUGAACUCUCGAGCAUCACUGGGAUGGAACACUAUGCCACGGAUAGCCUCAUCAGAAAACUAUAGUAUCAGUGGAUCUUCACUACUUAAAGUGCAGGCUGAAAGUGAUGAAAAUAAUCGCACUUGUAAAAGGGGAAAUUUCUAUAGUCCUGAACCCAUCCAAAAAUACAUUAAUAUUCACCGGAGAAGCUGAUCCUGUAUAUAUUGUUAAUAAGCUGAGGAAAUUCCAGAGCUCCGUCUAUAAGUCAGUGUUGGCGCUUUGAAGGAACACUAAAAAGAUGAGAAGGUAAGAGAAGAAACUAAAAUGAUGUGUAUGGGUGCUAGUUUGCUGCAUAGUUUUAGUUGCUAUUUUGCUACCCAGUGUUAAUUUUUUUCCCUGUAAACUGGAAAAAUCUGAUUCUAAUCAUCAAAUGUUACCAAAAGAGAAUGUGCAUAUAUAUUAUUUGCAACUC
Chenopodium quinoa (quinoa) is the source of this 2502-nucleotide messenger RNA. Its product is annotated as inositol-pentakisphosphate 2-kinase-like. The record is from RefSeq and is a predicted model, not a curated record. Gene Ontology annotation, molecular function: inositol-1,3,4,5,6-pentakisphosphate 2-kinase activity; ATP binding. The transcript is spliced from 9 exons. NCBI's taxonomy places the organism in Eukaryota, Viridiplantae, Streptophyta, Magnoliopsida, Caryophyllales, Amaranthaceae. Bases 662 to 2035 code for a protein of 457 amino acids. Gene Ontology annotation, biological process: inositol phosphate biosynthetic process. Gene Ontology annotation, cellular component: nucleus.